AUGACGAAGGUAGAAAGUACUUCAGGAGAAGUUUCAGAAUGGGCAGAUCUAAACAAAGACAUACUUGAACUUAUUUUCAAUAAGCUCGACGUGAUGGACAUUACCAUGGGAGCUUCACGUGUCUGCAUCUCUUGGUUCCUUGCUUCUCACAAUAAAACUCUGUGGAACACGGUCGACCUCACCAAUCUCCAAGAGUUAGAUGUCUCCCGCAUUUUCAACUUUAAGGAUAAAGAAAGACCAAUUUUCUUUUACAAGCACCCGGUUGACCAUAAACAUGGCCUUACGAAUCUUUUGACUAAGAUCAUCUCUCGGUUCUUUCUUGACUUUUUUGAAGUAGAAGGCAGCAUAAGUCUCAUGAAUCUAUUAGUUGAGAUCAGCAAGUUGAGCCGCAUGGCCCCCAAGAAUUUGUUCUUUAACUUCAAUUCCUAUAUACAGGAAAAUGGUCUCAAGUUCGCUGCUGAGAAGAUGCCAAAUAUAGAGAAACUUGCUUUACCAAUCUGGUGCUAUCAAAACGAGAAGUCAUUGCGGUUUGCAUUCAGUCAAUGGAAGAAUCUUAAAACAUUGAUCAUCGCUCAUGAACACUCUUUCAGCGGGAGAUUCGACUUUAAAGCUGUGGGGGAGAGCUGUAGUAACCUAACCAACUUAAAAUAUUUGGGUCGUUUGGAAGAAUACACGUCCAGGGAAAUAGUGUCUUACCUCCAUAGCCUCAAGAGGUUGAGUUUACGAUGCUUUUUGGUCAGUUCUAUAGCAGUUUACAGGUUUAUCACCGGCCUUCCAAACCUCACGAUUCUUAAUGUUUCACAUUGCAAAAACCCGUAUGAUUAUUUUCUUCCUAUAGCGAAAUCUAUAGACAAUUAUGUUAUAACAGCCGCCACUCAGAAGCUUGAGAAAUUUAUCACAUGUCCUCACGAUUGUAUGAUUUGCAAAGAUCGUUGUCGCUACUCAUUGUCUUAUCUCGCUGAGGUUUGGCGGAAUGAUGAGAUAAAGGAACUUGAAUUCUGA
Messenger RNA from Arabidopsis thaliana (thale cress), 1002 nucleotides. RefSeq names its product RNI-like superfamily protein. Bases 1 to 1002 code for a protein of 333 amino acids. The transcript is spliced from 2 exons. The record is from RefSeq and is marked reviewed. NCBI's taxonomy places the organism in Eukaryota, Viridiplantae, Streptophyta, Magnoliopsida, Brassicales, Brassicaceae.